AGGGCCGCCCGUUGGACAAAAACGGGUCAUUUAGGGACGCGUCCCUAAGGGGACAAGGUGCCAGCGACUCAAGCCCAUACUUCUAGCUCCUACGCCUCAGUGGGGCUCUCCCUUCCCUUUCCUCCAUCUCUGCCGCCAACUCCGCCAGGACACUGGAACCGCCUCGUUGUCCCGCCACCAUGACUGUUACAAAGUCUCUCAACAAUUGACUUCCCUCACCGCUCCUCUUCGGAAUCCCUUUCGGGGCUCGCAGGAUAACUACGACCUCUUUCCUUACCUCUCCCAACUCUGCCUCUAGGGAGGGGGAGGACGGAGAGGAGGGGCGUCCGUUCCAGUCGGCGUCGCGUAGCUGCCGCGCCCACCGGCCGCUCCGCCCCUUCUCGCUCCCAACUCUCCCCUCGCCCUCGGAGGCUCGCGCUCCCUUUCGGGUGUGGAGCCAAAACGGCGGGCGGAGGAGAGCGCGCAUGCGCGUUGAGGGUGGAGCCGCUGGGUAAAGGACCGGAAACUCAAGAGACAAAGUUCCGAGCCUCACCCCCAGCCCCGCCGACUGGCCCAGCGGACCCACCGCAGAGCUGCCGACGGCCCGUGGAUCUGCCAUCCUUUCGACUGCGCCAUGUCUGGUUCAUCCAGCGUCGCGGCCAUGAAAAAAGUUGUUCAACAGCUCCGGCUGGAGGCCGGGCUCAAUCGGGUGAAGGUUUCCCAGGCAGCUGCAGAUUUGAAACAGUUCUGUCUGCAGAAUGCUCAACAUGACCCUCUGCUGACUGGAGUAUCUUCAAGUACAAAUCCCUUCAGGCCCCAGAAAGUCUGUUCGUUUUUGUAGUAAGACAGAUCUUGACAAGGUUUUCCAAACCACGUUUCAUAAACCAGUGAAUAUUCAAAGGAAAGCUAAAUUUGAAGCCUGUACAAAAGCCUCUCUGUAACGUGCCAUACUAUACAAACUUCUACUUUUGUCAGUCCUUAAUGUCUACCUCUCUGAAUAUUCAUAAUUUUCUGUUUCACAAGGGCAAUUAUUUUAUAUACACUGAUGGCAAUAUACAAUAAAAUACUUAGUAUAAAAAUUUUAUGUAUUAAUUUGUUUUGAACACUUAAAAAAUGAAAAUUUCCCCAUCAUACUUUAAAGUGGUUAAAUUUUCAGUGUUCUAACAACUCAUCUCAUAACUUUAUGCCAUGUAUUUAUAAGAUUACUAGAAAAUUAAAGACUGCAAAGUUAUUUUUUUUAAGGUCAGGAGAAGGCUGCUAAUAAUACCAGUUUCUAUUCAUGAGUUACUUACAUGGUUAACUUUUUAAUAAACUCCUUUGUUGGGUGUUA
Capra hircus (goat) is the source of this 1309-nucleotide messenger RNA. It is a transcript of the gene GNG5, whose product is annotated as G protein subunit gamma 5. Gene Ontology annotation, cellular component: heterotrimeric G-protein complex. Gene Ontology annotation, molecular function: G-protein beta-subunit binding. The record is from RefSeq and is a predicted model, not a curated record. The transcript has 3 exons. Lineage: Eukaryota; Metazoa; Chordata; Mammalia; Artiodactyla; Bovidae. Gene Ontology annotation, biological process: G protein-coupled receptor signaling pathway. Bases 614 to 820 code for a protein of 68 amino acids.